Molecule: messenger RNA, 2746 nt
Organism: Bursaphelenchus xylophilus (pine wood nematode)
Lineage: Eukaryota; Metazoa; Nematoda; Chromadorea; Rhabditida; Aphelenchoididae
Source: the annotation of a GenBank genome assembly
AUGCCGCAUUACAAGCUCACUUACUUCCCGGCUCGCGCCCUCACCGAGCCAAUCAGGCUUUGUUUCCAUUAUGCGGGCGAGAAAUUCGAGGAUUACCGGAUCCCGAAAGACGCGUUCGCCUCGCUAAAGCCUUGUAAGUUUAGUUGAUCCAUGGUUUUACGGAAUUUUGACCUUGUUUUGUAGAGUAUAACAUAGAAAGAAGGUGAUGGGGAUAUUAUUUUAUACAAAAGUGAUAUAAAUCAACAUUUUAUAGUAAAAACCGAAUAUUUAUAAGGUUCUUGAAGGUGUUCAGAGGUAAAAUACACGGCAAAAACGAGAUAUUACUCGUAUUUUAGCGGUUUAUGGAGGAAAACGUAAAAUUUAGGGAUAAAAAACGUAAAUUGGAAAACACUUGUGAAACUUGCCCAUGUUACAAUUAAGCUGAUGUAGAGGUAAAAUACGUGGUAUCGGACUGUUUCUUCAAUUUCUUAACCUAUUUUUCCCGGAAAAAAUAAGAGUUUUUGUAAUUUUUUUAACAACAGAAGUUCUCAGAGUGCGAUGAGCUAUAUCUCGGUAAAUUUUAGAAAGCUCAAUCUAAAGGGUGAGGUAAAAUACGCCCUGCGGAAGACAGCUUUUGCUAUCCUAGCUGGACUUUUGCAAUAAUAAAAAUACAAUUCUUAUUAAAGACAGAAAAAUUUUGAAUUUAAACAAAGCAAAAUUGCUCUUUGUAGCUCAAAUCAGAAGCAAAGAUGACUUUUAACAAUGUAAAAUACGCCGUGAACAGUUUUUAUUUUAUUUAUUAUCUUAUUAUGCAAAAGAAAAAUGCAAAAAAUUUUUCUGCGUCUGACGGGAAUCGAACCCGUGUCGAUUGCUUGGAAGGCAACCAUGCUGACCAUUACACCACAGACGCACGGGUGUUUCCGCUCUUCUUUUUGAGAGCGGAUCGAAAAGAGUGAGGGAAAUGUGCGGUUUUAGUGAUAAAUGCGUAAAAACUGGGACAUUUUUGAUAAAAUUUUGAUUUUUUCUUUGAAAUUUAGCUAGCAAAUGGCAUGAAUUUUACAAUAUAGACAUUUCUUAGACAAUAUAAAAUUAGAAAAAUCAUUUUUCAGAAAUUAAAUUUUUUGAUUUUUGAAGAGCCAUAUCUCCUUUAAUUCUGCAUUAUGCGAUUCAAAAAAUUUUUUGGUUGUCUUAGGACCCAAUAAAAAUUUUUUUGCCAAGUUUCAUCACAAUCCGCAGGAAAUUUUUGAAAUAUUCAAAAAAUUUCAUUUUAGCCACACCUUAUGGCCAACUACCGAUUUUGGACGUGGACGGCCAUCAACUCGUCCAAUCAGGUGCAAUUCUCCGUUAUGUCGCGAGAAAAUUCAAUUUGAUUGGCAAAAAUGAGUGGGAAACGGCCAAAGCCGAUGAGAUUUGGUGCUUUUUCUACGAUUCGGUGAGAGCCCAUAUAAGAUACACUCAUUUGAAAGGAGGGAAACCCGAUUUCCCGGAGGAUACGGAGGUAAAUUUGGAGAUUUUUUGAUUUUUUUUGGAAAAAUUUAAAAAAAAAAUUUUGAUGACUAAAAUAAUAUAAAGUGGAUAUGAAAAAAAAAAUAAUUUUUUGAAGCAAAUCCGCGAUUGUCUUCAUGAGGCGGUGGAUUUUGUUUUGACAAGCGUUUUUUGCCUCAACGACAAGACUAACCCACCAUCGGUCCUUCCUAACAUACUAACCAAGGUAUGGAUACUGUCAUUUUAGCGUGAGCUUCAGUCAGAACUAACCCCCUGCGCUUGUUUUUUUACUAACUACUAACACAACUAGAAUUGCUUUUAGUAAUAACAAAAUAAAUUGAAAUAUUUUGGUUUCUGCACAGUGCAAAAAAAAGAAAGUUUUGAUUGCACUGUGCGAAGAAAUGAAAACCAUUUGCUGCACUGUGCGGUGGGAAAAUUGAAGAAGAAUCUAUUGCACAGUGCAAUAAAGCAACGAUGAUUUUUUGCUCUGCACAAUGAAAAAUAUUCCAACAUUUUGCACAGUGCAGCAAGAAAUCAGACAAAUUUUCUGCACCGUGCAAAAAAAAUAAAUAAUUUUUUUUGCACGGUGCAGUAAAAAAUGGUCAAAAUGUUGCACAGUGCAGCAAAAAAGUUUCAAAAUCUUGCACCGCGCAACAAACCACUCAGAUUUUUUGCACGGUGCAAUAAAAAAAGUGAUUUAUUUUUUUGCACAGUGCGGUAAAAAAAGUACCCUAAAUUCUCACUCGGUGCAAGAAAAAAAUAUUUUUUUUUCGCACAGUGCAGCAAACCAGAAAUUCAAUUUUGCGCAGUGCAAAAAAAAAUUAUUUUUUUGACACAGUGCGGAAAAAACAUUCGAAAAUUUUGCACCGUGUAACACAAAAAAACCAGUCAGAUUUUUCGCAUAGUGCAACAAAAAACCAGUCACAUUUAUUGCACCGUGCAAUAAAAAACCCAAAAAUUUUGCACUGUGCAAUCAAAACCUCCAAAAAUCUUCAAAAUCUAAUCUUUUCAGGACUCCCUGUACUCCACCAAUUUUCUACCAGUGGCCCAAAAAGCGUUGGCCGUCUAUUCCAGAUUUCUGCAUGAAGCCAACAGUGGAUUCGCCUUGAAAGGAGGCCUUUCUUACGCUGAUUUUGUGAUAGCCGAGCAUGUCCAAACUAUCGAGAAUUUGGAUCCGGCCUUGGCUGCUACUCAUCCAGAUCUUCUGGAUCAUAAAAGAAGAAUUCAUUCGUUGCCUCAGCUUCAACAUUACAUCGCUUCAAGACCUUAUAGUGUUGGAUAA